Malassezia globosa CBS 7966 is the source of this 462-nucleotide messenger RNA. RefSeq lists its product as uncharacterized. NCBI's taxonomy places the organism in Eukaryota, Fungi, Basidiomycota, Malasseziomycetes, Malasseziales, Malasseziaceae. The record is from RefSeq and is a predicted model, not a curated record. Gene Ontology annotation, biological process: ergosterol biosynthetic process. Gene Ontology annotation, molecular function: iron ion binding; C-4 methylsterol oxidase activity. Gene Ontology annotation, cellular component: endoplasmic reticulum membrane. The coding region runs from base 1 to 462 and encodes 153 amino acids. The transcript has a single exon.
AUGCACUAUGGUCCUCUGUACAAGCACAUUCACAAGAUCCACCACGAGUACGUUGCACCUUUCGGUCUUGCGGCCGAGUAUGCGCACCCUCUGGAAGUCCUGAUCCUGGGUCUCGGCACCAUUGGUGGCCCAUUCCUGUUGUGUGCCUAUACCAAGGACCUGCAUAUCUUGACCGUGUACAUUUGGAUUGUGCUCCGUCUGUUCCAGGCGGUCGAUGCUCACUCUGGUUACGACUUCCCUAUUAGUCUGCACAACUGGAUUCCCUUCUGGGCAGGUGCCGACCACCACGACUACCACCACAUGGCCUUCCUUGGCUGCUACUCGACAAGUUUCCGUUGGUGGGACCACUUUCUCGGUACGGACCGUGGCUACCAGCGAGUUCGUGCAAAGCAAAAUGCUGCCAAGCUCCGCGCCAAGGCAGAUGAACUUGACCAAGUUGCUGCCAAGUACAAGAUCAAGUAA